Messenger RNA from Scomber japonicus (chub mackerel), 3436 nucleotides. It is a transcript of the gene pmpca, whose product is annotated as peptidase, mitochondrial processing subunit alpha. Lineage: Eukaryota; Metazoa; Chordata; Actinopteri; Scombriformes; Scombridae. Gene Ontology annotation, cellular component: mitochondrion. The transcript has 13 exons. The record is from RefSeq and is a predicted model, not a curated record. Gene Ontology annotation, molecular function: metalloendopeptidase activity; metal ion binding. Bases 14 to 1567 code for a protein of 517 amino acids.
CAGCGGAUCCGAGAUGGCGACUCACAUGUCGAGGUGUAGGAGCUGGAGUCGUGUCCACAGGUUUGGGAUAGCAGCUUACAGAAAGUACAGCAGUGGCGGUGGAUACCCCAAUAUCUCUCUCUCUACACCGCUGCCUGGGAUCCCCAAGCCGGUGUUUGCAUCCGUGGAUGGUCACGAAAAAUACGAGACCAGGAUUACCACUUUAGAAAAUGGCCUUAAAGUCGCCUCUCAAAACAAGUUUGGUCAAUUCUGCACAGUUGGAGUCUUAGUAAACUCUGGAUCCAGGCAUGAAGCAAAGUACCCAAGUGGGAUAGCACACUUCUUAGAGAAACUUGCCUUUUCUUCUACAGCUCAAUACGGCAGUAGAGAUGAAAUUCUUCUCACGUUGGAAAAACACGGGGGGAUAUGUGACUGCCAAACAUCGAGAGAUACCACCAUGUAUGCCGUGUCUGCUGAAGUGAAGGGUCUGGACACGGUGGUCAAUCUGCUCUCUGAUGCCGUCCUGCAGCCUCGCCUGCUGGACGAAGAGAUGGAGAUGACAAGGAUGGCGGUUCGUUUUGAGUUGGAGGAUCUGAACAUGAGGCCGGACCCUGAACCCUUACUAACUGAGAUGAUCCAUGCUGCUGCGUAUCGUGGUAACACGGUUGGACUGCCUCGUUUUUCGCCUGCAGACAACGUGGAUAAGAUAGAUAAACAAGUGCUUCACAGCUACUUGCGCAACUACUACUGCCCUGAACGGAUGGUGCUGGCGGGAGUCGGCAUCGAGCACGAGCAGCUGGUUGAAUGUGCCAGAAAGUACCUGCUGGACGUGAAGCCGGUGUGGGGAGCGAUCACAGCGGCCAACGUGGACCUCUCUGUGGCACAGUACACCGGGGGCAUCGUUAAGAUGGAGAAGGACAUGUCAGACGUGAGCCUCGGCCCCACCCCCAUCCCAGAGCUGACCCACAUCAUGAUCGGCCUGGAGAGCUGCUCCUUCCUGGAGGACGACUUCAUCCCAUUUGCUGUUCUCAACAUGAUGAUGGGCGGAGGUGGCUCCUUCUCAGCCGGAGGACCCGGGAAAGGCAUGUUCACUCGCCUCUACCUGAACGUACUGAACAGGCAUCAUUGGAUGUACAACGCCACCUCGUACCAUCACAGCUAUGAGGACAGUGGUCUGCUGUGUAUCCACGCCAGCGCAGACCCCAGACAGGUGCGGGAAAUGGUGGAGAUAAUAACUAGAGAGUUCAUUCAGAUGGCGGGAAACGCUGGAGAGAUGGAGCUGGAGAGAGCCAAGACUCAGCUGAAGUCCAUGCUGAUGAUGAACCUCGAGUCACGGCCGGUUAUUUUUGAAGACGUUGGUCGCCAGGUUCUCUCAACAGGAAAGAGAAAGCUGCCACAUGAGCUGUGCGAUCUGAUAAGCAACGUGACGGCCAGUGACAUUAAAAGAGUGACUGCCAAGAUGCUGCGUAGUAAACCAGCAGUAGCAGCUCUGGGAGAUCUGACGGAGCUGCCCUCAUACGAACACAUACAGGCCGCCCUGUCCAGCAAGGACGGACGUCUGCCCCGCAUGUAUCGCCUCUUCCGAUAGACCCCGACCACCCUCCACCACCAACUUCUUCCAUCGCCAUUUUUGCCAGUCAGCCAUGGCAAACAUCGCUGUAAAUAAACUGGACUAUCUGGAAGCUUACACUAAAGUUCCCUCCCAACACAGAACUCACUCUGGGAGGGGACUAAUUCCUGGGCUCUGGACUGAGCCUCUGAGAGUGGUCAAUUUUAAAGAAAAAGCUACAUUUACUCUCCAGUAAGUAACCUUUGUCUACACAGUCGUAGUCUCUGUAUUUAUUCUUCGUGGGCAGGAAGCCAUAUGUCAUUAUUUACUGGAUUUGCAGAAGUUCCACCCAAAAGAGCCCCCAAAGUUUAGGUUUUAAUUUUCAAUUUGAAAAAACAAAACAAAUAUAAAUUAAACUGUUUUGUUCAACUAUAUGAAUGAAAGGUGUUACACUGUGAAAAGAUCUUGUUAGUUUGGAUUAAGAGAGCUUCACCUGGAGCCUCCACUCCCCUUUUUUUCCUCAGUGGAUGGAUUAAAAAAAAAAGUAGAAUGUCUCUAUUUAUAAAACAGCACUUCUUAAUGUCCCGUGUCCAGAUGAGACACAAUACACAGUGAUAGGAAAAAGGUACUGAUUCUUUUCUUUUUUUUUAUCAUUAUUAUUUAAAUUUUGGAUCAGUGUGGCCAGCGUUACAGCUGCAGUUUUUCAGGCAAACUUAAAUCAUGUUUCUGUCGCCAUCGUGUCUCAGUUUUACUGUGAAGAGACUGAAAUCUAUUCUGUCUACUGUUUUUUUUUAUUGUGUUUAUGUCUUUACAAAGUACCCCAAAGUUUUACAUAAAUUAAAGUUUAAAAUAAAGUUACAGUCAGACAUUUUGGGAAUUAUGCUUGUUCACUGGCUGGUGUGGAGAGCUAAACUUAUAAGGACAGGUUCACAAUUUUUAAAACAACAGUCAGGAGCCCAAAUAAACUUUGAAACAUGUUUUUCUUGCUGUAGUCAUUCCUCCUGUUCACGCUUACCAUUAAGAGAUUCCUUGAUGUACUACUUAUAAGUGAUGGGAGACAAAAUCCAGUCCUCCAGUUUAUCUGAAGUUGAUAUGAGGCUUCAGUCAACCAAAUGAGUCAAAUCAGAUAGAUAUCUUUCAACAUUUCAGUGUUUUUUAGUGUCAAAGUCUGUUUUUAUUACUAUACUUCACUACAGCUUAAGAGUGAAACACUGAGGAAACACAAAGAGGGAAUUUGAUGCUAAACAGAUAAAUGUGGCAGAUAUCCACUUGAUAUGACUAACUCAAACUGCUGAAUCCUUAUAUAAGCUUCAAAUUAACUUUUAGACACACUGUGGAUUUCGUCCCUCAUCACUUACAUUAAAGCACAUUUGAAGGAGAUCUUUUAACAUUCAGUAUGAACAGGAGGAAUUAAUAUGGCGAGGAAAAACUUUCACUGUUCAUUUGAGCACCUGACACUUUAAAAAAUGUGAACAUAUCCAUUAAAAUGAUCUCUAACUGUGUUUACUAGUGUAAUAAACCAGUUUUGUGUAUCAGAGAUGAUCAUUGAGAUAUUAAAUUCAUGUCAGAAGGUGGAACAACACACACAUUUCUCUCUCAGCAUGUUUUAUCUUUACGUUCAUCUAAAUGCAUUCAAUUCAGACUCUGUGAACUGACACUGGUAUAACUCUCAAAAUGUCUCCCUUAUCUCAUCAUCAGUCUUAAAGUGAAUUUAGGAGCUAAACUAUAUCUCAAAUGAACAUUUAAUCAAUCUGCACCAAAAUACAGUCAAGUGUAUUUUACUCUUUAUUAUUUCAUCGGCUUCUGCCUAAAGUGAAACGUGUUAAAUGUGAAUGCUGUUAACAUCUGCGAGUCAACUGGUAAAUAAAUGUAAUUACUUCCACAAAUAAAAAUUAUAUAUAUUUUAAA